CCAGCACCGCUCCUGUGCACCCUCAAGUGCCGAACAAACAAGUCUUACCUCCAAAUCACAAAAGUCCAGGGUGCUGUCACCCUGGAUUUUUUAAAUAUCCCAGAGACAUCUUGAAAAGAAAUUUCUCAGAGGGCUCAAGAAAUGCAAAGGAGCUCCAGAAAAGCUGAAACGAUGAAAAAUCAGGUACUGUUUCUCUUCCUGUUGUCUUUGUUGGGCAGAGCCAUCUCCCAGCAGAUCCAGUACGUGAUUCCCGAGGAGCUGGCCAAGGGCUCGCGGGUGGGGAACCUCGCCAAGGAUCUGAGGCUCAGUGUUCAGGAAUUGCCAGCUCGAAAAUUGCGGAUUAGUGCAGAGGAUUUUUUCAGCGUGAGUGCGGAGAGUGGGGAUUUGUUAGUGAGCGGUAGAAUAGAUCGAGAGAAGAUUUGCGGGAGGAAAUCUGAGUGUGCGCUUGAAUUUGAAAUGGUCGCUGAAAACCCAAUGAAUGUUUUCCACCUGAUUGUUGCAAUCCAAGAUAUUAACGACAAUGCACCACGUUUCAUUGCAAAAGCCAUUGACUUGGAAAUCUGUGAGUCAGCCUUACCAGGGGUAAAAUUCCCCCUGGAUUCUGCGCAAGAUGCAGACGUAGAAAGUAACUCACUGAAGAUAUACACUAUCAACCCCAAUGAACACUUCUCUCUGUCAACGAAGGAAAGUCCUGAUGGAACUAAAUACCCCGAAUUACUGCUGGAAAAACCUCUGGACAGAGAACAGCAGAGCUCCCACCGCUUAAUCCUGACUGCCACGGACGGCGGGGACCCUCCUCUAAGCGGCACCACGCAGAUCCGGAUCCAGGUCACUGAUGCCAAUGAUAAUGCUCCGUUGUUCAGCCAGGAGUCUUACAGAGUUAGCCUCCAAGAAAACGUGCCUCCGGGAACCUCCGUGCUGCGGGUGAUGGCUACUGACCAGGACGAGGGCGUUAAUGCAGAGGUCACCUAUGCCUUCCUCAAUGCCCCAACAAGUACCAGCCUCCUGUUCAAUCUCAAUCCAAAUACUGGCGACAUCACAACCAAUGGUACAUUGGACUUUGAAGAGACAAGCAGAUAUAUAUUGGGUGUAGAAGCCAAGGAUGGAGGAGUGCACACGGCGCACUGUAAUGUUCAGAUUGAUAUUGUUGAUCAGAAUGACAAUGCCCCAGAGGUGACGUUCAUGUCCUAUUCUAACCAUAUUCCCGAGGACUCAGACCUUGGAAGUGUAAUAGCCCUCAUUAAAGUGCAAGACCAGGAUUCUGGGCAAAAUGGUCUGGUAAUGUGCUAUAUUCAGGAAGAAGUUCCCUUCAAAUUAGAAUCCACCUCCAAGAAUUAUUACAAACUGGUGAUUGACAGUGCCCUAGACCGGGAGCAGAUGGCAGAGUACAAUGUCACCAUCACAGCCACAGACAAAGGUAAGCCGCCCCUCUCCUCCAGUACAAGCGUCACCCUACACAUCGGCGACGUCAACGACAAUGCUCCGGUUUUCCACCAGGCCUCCUACGUGGUCUACGUGGCCGAGAACAACCCGCCCAGCGCCUCCAUCGCCCAAGUCAGCGCCUCAGAUGCCGACCUGGGACCCUCCAGCCCCGCCGCCUGGGGCUGCUUUCAGCCUGGUCUCUGUUCUAAGUCUGGACCAAUGGUUCCCACAAACUACAAUGAGGGAACACUGCCGUAUUCCUACAGUCUCUGUGUUGCCUCGCAUUCAGCAAAGACUAAAUUUAAUUUUCCUAACCUGACCCCGGAAAUGGCUCCCCCUCGGGAUCUCCUGUGUGAAGAUCCUUCUAUGGAUGUAUGUGCCAGCGGUGAAGAUCCCCAAAUCGCUAAUGACUUCUCCUUUUCCUCUCACGUUGGGACUGGAGCCCAGACCUCCAACUCCCGGGACACUGUCUUCUCACCUACCUAUUCUUCCAUUCUUCAAGUCCAUCCUUGUUCCUGGAAGGGAUAA
This is a messenger RNA of Equus quagga, 1950 nucleotides long. Its product is annotated as protocadherin gamma-B1-like. Gene Ontology annotation, biological process: homophilic cell-cell adhesion. The transcript has 3 exons. Gene Ontology annotation, cellular component: plasma membrane. Gene Ontology annotation, molecular function: calcium ion binding. The coding region runs from base 142 to 1950 and encodes 602 amino acids. The record is from RefSeq and is a predicted model, not a curated record. NCBI's taxonomy places the organism in Eukaryota, Metazoa, Chordata, Mammalia, Perissodactyla, Equidae.